Eubalaena glacialis (North Atlantic right whale) is the source of this 1124-nucleotide messenger RNA. RefSeq names its product SEC11 homolog A, signal peptidase complex subunit (gene SEC11A). The coding region runs from base 112 to 651 and encodes 179 amino acids. Gene Ontology annotation, cellular component: signal peptidase complex; membrane. The transcript has 6 exons. Gene Ontology annotation, molecular function: serine-type endopeptidase activity. The record is from RefSeq and is a predicted model, not a curated record. NCBI's taxonomy places the organism in Eukaryota, Metazoa, Chordata, Mammalia, Artiodactyla, Balaenidae.
GCGGGCACCCUGGGGUUCUAUCCAGUGAGAGCUUGGCCCGUGCGCCAGCCGUUCCUCCCGCCGGUCGCAUCUCGCCGUCUUUUCUACCCGUGUCCCCUCGCUGGCCCCGCCAUGCUGUCUCUAGAUUUUUUGGACGAUGUACGGCGGAUGAACAAGCGGCAGCUCUAUUAUCAAGUCCUAAAUUUUGGAAUGAUUGUCUCCUCGGCACUAAUGAUCUGGAAGGGGUUAAUGGUCAUAACUGGAAGUGAAAGUCCAAUUGUAGUGGUGCUCAGUGGCAGCAUGGAACCUGCAUUUCAUAGAGGAGAUCUUCUCUUUCUAACAAAUCGAGUUGAAGAUCCCAUACGAGUGGGAGAAAUUGUUGUUUUUAGGAUAGAAGGAAGAGAGAUUCCUAUAGUUCACCGAGUCUUGAAGAUUCAUGAAAAACAAAAUGGACAUAUCAAGUUUUUGACCAAAGGAGAUAAUAAUGCGGUUGAUGACCGAGGCCUCUAUAAACAAGGACAACAUUGGCUAGAGAAAAAAGAUGUCGUGGGGAGAGCGAGGGGAUUCGUUCCUUACAUUGGGAUUGUGACGAUCCUCAUGAAUGACUAUCCUAAAUUUAAGUAUGCAGUACUAUUUUUGCUGGGUUUAUUUGUGCUGGUCCAUCGUGAGUAAGAAGUCUGCCUUGCUGUUCCUGGAAGAUGCUGUACUUUUUGUUCCUGAAUGUUUGGAGUAGAUAUCAAUCUGUGGUUGGUGGAAUGGAGAACACAUGUUGGCGCUUCUUGGCAGCACUGGUUUGCAUUAGUUUAUGUUUCCACGCCAGAGUACGUGUGGGCGGGUGCAUGUGCACCACAGCGUGCACUCGAGGGGACUUUCAAUCACAGAAUUUCAUAUGUUGUCAUUGUCACACUUUCGCAUUUUUGUACAUCAGUGAAUUUUUUAUAUUAAAAGGUUGAGCCAAAGCCCCCAGUGUUUGUAUUUUGAAGCCAAGCUUCACUUCUGAAGUGCCUACAGAGUUCUGUAAAUGAAAAUGCAGCUCUGCACGAGUUUGAAACUGUCAUUCCUCCUUAUAAUGGGAAUGGCAUAUACUGAGGUGGUCGUCGUCUUAACUUUUCAAAAUUUUAAAUAAAAGACUUUGCAUAUCGAAA